AUGGCUUCAUCGUUGGGGUUUAAGGUAACCAUCCUUUUAGCACUCUUCGCCACCGUAUGCAUGGCACAAGCACCGGCUGGUGCACCAAAGAUUUCACCCACGGCCACACCUACACCAGCACCCCCGGUAGCGCCACCCACUGCUACACCAUCUACAUCCCCUGCUCCAUCCUCAGCCCCAGGGACCAGCCCUACCCCAGCACCUGGCGGUGAAACUCCAACCCCAUCAACCGCACCAGGAGCUGCUUCACCAACUGCACCCACCCCUGCCGGACCCACCACCGGACCCUCCACAGAUCAGCCACCAUCUGAUGGCGCCAACGCCGGUUUCGUCCAGAGAGCCGCCAUUGGUGGCACAACUCUCGCUGCAACACUUGUGGUUGUUGCUUUGAUGUAG
Molecule: messenger RNA, 396 nt
Organism: Fraxinus pennsylvanica
Lineage: Eukaryota; Viridiplantae; Streptophyta; Magnoliopsida; Lamiales; Oleaceae
Source: the annotation of a GenBank genome assembly